UCAUUGCAGUCGGCCCGGAUGUAUAAAGCCUCACCGCACCCAGCUCCUUUCUGGCAUGAGAGCUCUGGGGACCUCAUCCGCAUCGUGGGCUUCAUCUUCACGUUCGGUUUCACCACUCAGACAUCCGGGGUUGCUUCUGCAUAUAAAGACGCUCUGCUGCCUAUCUCAGCUUUGUCUUCUCCGACAUAUAUUAUAAAUCUAAUACUCCACACACCCCACAUAUCUCAGCAUCAUGGCUGGUGGUGGCAUGCCCAUCUCCACCGGCACGGUCGCCGGUGGCUACCUGACCGGAAAGGCCCUGAUCUUCCCGCUGUCACUCGUCAUCUCACUCUUCUUCCUGUGGGGUUUCAGUUAUGGUCUUCUGGAUGUGCUGAACAAGCACUUCCAGACCGUCCUCGAUGUGUCGCGUCUCGAGUCGACGGGGCUGCAGGUCAUGUACUUCGGCGGCGGUUACCUGCUCUUCUCCCCCAUCGCAGCCGAGGUCCUCAAGCGACGCAGCUACAAGUUCACAAUCAUCAUGGGCCUGUGCCUCUACUCCCUGGGCGCCAUCAUGUUCUGGCCGACAGCACACUUCACGACGCCCGACAACAAGAAGGCCGCCUUCGGCGGCUUCCUCGCCUGCACCAUGGUCAUCGCCUGCGGCCUCGCCACCCUCGAGACGAGCGCCAACUCGUACGCCGUCGUCAUCGGCAACCCGGCCACGGCCUCGGCGCGCCUGCAGUUCUGCCAGUCGUGGAACGGCGUCGCCUCCUUCAUCGGCCCGCUCAUCGCGUCCAAGGCCUUCUUCUCGGGCGAGGGGUCCAAGGACCUGACGUCGGUGCAGUACGUCUACCUGGCCGUCGCGUGCGCCGGAGCCGCCGUUGCGGUCCUCUUCUUCUUCGCCAAGCUGCCCGAGGUCUCCGAGGAGGUCAUCGAGGGCACCUCGACCGCCGACAAUCCGGCCGCCGCGAGCGACGAGGGCAUCGGGGCCGGCCCGCUCUACAGGCAGUACAACCUGAUCGCCGCCGUCGCCGCGCAGUUCUGCUACGUCGGUUCGCAGGUCACCGUGGCCGCCUUCUUCAUCAACUACGCCACCGAGAACGCGCACUUCCACCCCUCCACCGGCUCCCAGAUGCUGUCGUACGGCCUCAUCGCCUUCACGGUCGGCCGCUUCGUCGCCACGGCCCUGGCGACCGUCUUCCAGUCUGACUUCAUUAUGAUCAUCUACGCGGCUAUCGCUAUCGCUAUGACUGCAUACGUGUCCAACGGAACUGGUGCUGCGUCUGUGGGGGUCCUCAUUGCUAUUUUCUUCUUCAUGGCGCCCAUGUAUCCGACGCUGUUCUCGCUCGGGACCGCAAACCUCGGCCGCCACACCAAGCGCGGUGCCGGUGUCAUGGUCAUGGGCGUGUCGGGAGGCGCCGUCUUCCCGCCGAUCCAGGGCGCCAUCGCCGACUCGGCCGGCACCCGGAUCAGCUACCUCGUGCCGCUCGUCGGCUUUGUCUUUGUCCUGUUUUAUGUCCUGGCCCACUGGCUGCGCACGGGGCGUCACAUCAUGCGCGUCAAGGAGGUUAUCGCUACGACCCCUGAGGCUGCCAUCGCCGCUGGCGAGAAGACCGAGUUUGAGAAUGUGGAGAUUGUCGGUCACCACAAGGUUUAGAGAUGUUUUCUUUCGAUUCAUGUGUCCCGUCUUGAAGACAUUUGUCUAGAUUCCACUCCUGAUUUAGAGAUGUGAUUGGGAAAGCGUCCAGGAUAGAAGACCGAGUCAUAGAAGCUCAACAAAGAAAUGCUGUUAAAACACA
This is a messenger RNA of Diaporthe batatas, 1778 nucleotides long. RefSeq lists its product as uncharacterized. Lineage: Eukaryota; Fungi; Ascomycota; Sordariomycetes; Diaporthales; Diaporthaceae. Gene Ontology annotation, molecular function: transmembrane transporter activity. The transcript is spliced from 2 exons. The record is from RefSeq and is a predicted model, not a curated record. Gene Ontology annotation, biological process: transmembrane transport. Bases 233 to 1636 code for a protein of 467 amino acids.